AUGCGUCCGCGGUUUCUGAGGCUGUACUCGUCGGACGGACAGCGGAGUACUCGGUUGGAAUGCGACGAGCAGACGACGUGCGCCCUCAUCUGUCAGCAGUUCUCUUGUGACGUCAUCACUCUUCAGAUUGGCAACUAUCACUUUCGGUUCGUUUCUUUUAUGAAAUCGUGCACAGUGUUGUCUAGUUUUCUGCACUUCUGAAAUGCGCUGUGUUUAUCUAAAUACAUUCAUUCACAGUGAAGGCCUUUUGUACUGUAAAAUAGAACCUUAGAAUCCAUAUAUCUUUGUUGAAAAAAGGUCUUCAAAGAUGAAAAGCAUCGCGCGAUUCCAAUAAAUCACAUCUCCUCCGUUUAACGCGCGUCCAAUUCAAUUCCGUCCGUUUGCAGACAGCUGAAAGCGGACACGUCUCCUCUGGCGAUCCUCCACGACUUCUGCCGCAUUCUGGCGAUGUCGGAAGAAAGCGGAGAGACGAGCGGCGCGGCACUUGAAGAGAUCCUCUCGUACACGGAUUCGCCCGCAUUCAGACACAUUUUCAGUUUCUUUUUGGGCCGACCGAGGAUCCGGGCGAAAAGCACUCUGAACUCAGACAUUCUGAGUGAGGAAGUCAUCAUUCGGAAGGGCAAGAUCAUUCACACGUGGCAGAAUGCGAGGGCGGUAUUCUAUAACUCGAACAUCCGAUUGCAAACAAGUGAGUUCAUCUGUGAGCUGCUGAGCUUUAACCUUCGAACAUUUCAGAGAAUAAUCAAGAUGAGGCACUGCAAAUCAGAAACAUGAAAGUGGAUGUGUAUGAUUCCAAACGAGGUUUCCCAUCGAUAUAGUCUUCUGACCGUGCGAACCUUUUUGCAGGGAAGUCUCUCCGACUACGCGACGACGACGCGUGCUAUCUGAUCUUGUUCCAACGGCCGAACAUCCUGCAAGCAUGGCUCUCUCGGGCUCAGCAAGUGGAGAAGAGCAGCCACGUGGAUGCCAGCGACGAGCAGCUCACACUGAUUCCGGAGCAAGUUAUGAGCAACGAGGCUCGCAUUCAAGUGCUCAAUCUGCGAAGGAACUCUCUGAUAUCCCGCCCGCCGACGGAGAAAUCAAUGACUCCGCUAGGGUACAUUGACGACUUGUACCGAGUGAACACGCUUCAAGUGAUCGACCUUUCUGCCAAUCAAAUCCUUUCGUUUCCCAUCCAACUCACUCUUCUUUCGCAGCUUCGUCAGCUGAAUCUCUCCUCCAAUUACAUAUCCUCGGUGCCCAGUGAAUGCUCAAACAUGCGACGACUACAAUAUCUGAAUCUCUCAAACAAUCAGCUCGAUUCCCUUCCCGAUUCCCUUAGUGAAUGCCAAAGUUUACAAAGUAUUGAUAUCAGUUUCAAUCAGUUCUCACAGGUAUCUCUUUUCCGCUCUUUCCGUGAAAUCUUCCCUUUCAGAUUCCCAAUUGUCUCUUCCAUUUGCCUUUGGAUAUGUGGAGACUGGCAGGCAACAACAUUGAAAAGAUCGAAAGAGUCGGGGAAAUGCCCAUCGAGAGGAUCGACCUGCGGAGGAACAUUCUCAGCACGUCCUUCCGGUUGGACAUUGAGAAUGUGACCCAUUUGGAUCUCAGGGAUAAUGCUCAAGUGUCCACAGUUCAUUUGACCAACUUACGCUUUCUCAAGGUACUCACCGGAGAAGAGUCUCGGGAUCAUUCCAAUGUCUUUCAGGUGAUUCACUGCGAACGCCUCCAGCUGACCAGUCUUCAUUUGAGCGGAGAUAAUCUGACACAUGUAUAUGCGGAUCACAACUGUCCGUUCGGUCUGUUCUUCUGAAUCUUAAUUCAAUUGUUUCAGUACUGGAUUCCCUCGUUGUGAUGCCCCUUCCCGAGCAUCUGCAAACCCUCUCCGUGGCUUAUAAUCACUUUCGGAGCCUUCCUGAUUGGAUAUGUGACUGUCCCAAUCUGACCUUUCUGCGAGUCAACAAUAACCAGUUGGUCUCGCUUCCAGAAAGGUCCGUCUCGCUUCGUGCUCCGUGCCAACUUCCCUUCUUUCCAGAACAUUCUUCUCAACUUCUCUUCGGUCCAUUUUCGCGUUUGUCAAUGAAAUCGACUGUUUGCCCGAUUUUGGCGAAGACAACCAUCUGGAAACAUUGAUACUCUACAAGAACAAGCUGACUUCUCUUCCCAAACAUUUCUUCUCUUAUGUGCCAAAGUGAGACUCUUUUUAACUUAUUAGACUUAAUCUCGAACUGCAGACUGCGUCAACUGAACAUUUCAUCGAACUUUAUUGAAAUCUUGCCAUAUUGCGAUGGUUCUUCUUUCUGCCGACUUCAGGUACGAACGCAGUACGCUCCUGAAAGAAGCACACAAUGCAAUUAAGAUUCUGCGAGCAGCCAACAACAGUCUGACCGAGAACAGUGUGCCGGUGAUUGUGAGCAUGAAGCAUCUGAAGAUUAUCGAUCUCAGUCACAACCGAUUGAAUUCCUUCGAUGACAGCGCGUUGAGCUCUUUGGAAUUGCUCGAAGAGCUCAAUCUGAGCUCGAACCGUCUCACCAGACUGGCCGAUUGCCUCGCAUUGCUACCGAGUCUUCAGGUGCUCAGAGCUCACUCGAACCAGCUGGUCCACGUGCCAGAACUGCAGAGUUCCAGCCAACUUCAUGUAAGUGAACCGAAGAUUGAAGAUGCAAAUGGAGGGUUCUUUCAGACUAUCGAUGUGUCCUCAAAUAAUAUUUCCCUUGGAACGCUACAGUUUAAAGCUCCGCCCACUUUGCGACACUUUGACGUCACCUGCAAUUCCGGAGACUUUGAUACAGAAAACUUUCCCGACAAUGCGGAAAUGCAUUCGAAAAUGAACACGAUCAACAUAGCAGAAGGCACACAGAAUCUUCAUGGUUUUCAAGUGGGAGUGUCCGGAUCAAGAGGGAUGAAAAACAAGUGAGUUCACGGAAAGGAAGGGCGGAAGAGACUGAAGACGUUCAGACAGUGCAUCCGGCAGAUUCGGGUGGAGAACACGUUCGCGUUCAUCGACGGAGGCUCCAACUUUUACAUGUCCGCCUCGAUUCUCCGGUUUCUAACGCAUUAUUUGAGAGAGAAUGUAGGCGUAGAAGACUUUUGUGAGCGAGAAAUACUUCUGAAAUUUCAGAUUGAAGUGGACAUUCGAUCGAUUCUUCUGCGAUGUCACUGUGAAUUGGGAGAAGAGGGCGAACGGUUGGGAGCCAGUGAGUUGAAGGAAAUACAGAAAAAAAUGAGAGCAAGAUAAUGGAUUCAGGUGUCAUGAUCAUCAGAAUAACUGAAAAGAAGCUGGAGAUUGCAUCGACGGGAACUAUGAGCGCCGCCAUUGCCAAGAAUCGAGAGCUGAAAAUGAUGUGAGUCGGAAAACGGCAAAAUGCGAAGUGCGUGUGUUUUGUUUUCAGAAUAAAUGGCCGUUAUGAGAUAGACGAUGACGAGUACUCUCGAAUAAGAGAGGCGCACGGAUUCGUGGACGAAGAGAACCGGAUAAACGGAGUGAUCGGAUCUUCCCGACAGAUCGGACACUUCUCCACUUUCCCGGUUGUCCUACCCACGCACUGCUACAAGAGUAUUCGGGUUGACGAGCUAAUCGAGGGGCUGAUUGUAGCGAACGGGGUCGUUUGGAGCAUGCUCUCAAUGGAGGACAUCAACAGUCUCUUUCAUAAUAAUCGCAGUCCAAUUGUGGUGGCCAAAAAGAUUCAGGUGAGAGAGAGAGAGAGAACGAAACUGUUCAAGAUUAUUGGCUAUUAUAGGAUCAACUGCAAUCGUUCGACUAUGGCGGCAACUCUAACAUUCUGGUUCUUAGGAGGAUAAAACCACAAAUGACAUUCUCAGGGUUCUCAACAUUAUCAGCGUCUUCCUCCAACUUACCAACACCUUCAGUCGCCAAACAGGUUCCGAGAAUAGAUCAAGAGUAAGGCAUUACCUUUUGCAGUUCGAAUAACUUUGCAAUUUCAGAUUGGUACUUGCUGUGCCCGCCCUCGUGCUCCCUGAAUUCCAUCCGUUCCCACCCGCUCCUCCCGCUCCAGAGGGGACCGCUCCCCCGAUUCCGGCCGUCCGUCACCGGACCCCUUCGCCGCCUCCUCCGCCUCUUCCGUUGUCAACCCCUCCUGCGGUCUCUUCGGAACUCGACGAAGUUAACAUUCAUUCGAGCGCAACACACUCCGGAUACAUGCUUUCGAUCGAUCGAUUCUACAGCAGCAGCAGCAGUACGAUCUCUUCUUCCAGAAGACAAUUCAAUGAAACAAGGGAUUUAUUGAGCAAAUCUCUCAAAUUGAGUCCUCCCAACACGGUUACGUUCAACAUUUAGUUGUGAUAAAUGAAGCAACCUGGUGCCAUUACUAUUUUCAAGGAAACUGAUAUAAAAUAAAGAGUACAUCGAGAAGGUUUUCACCAAGUUGCCCACUGCAAACCGAUCCCUCAGCUGUUCUGCCAUUUCCCAACUUUUCUGAUUUUUUGUUGUAUGUAUUCGUUUUAGGGUUGGCAACGGGGCGCCUUCUCGCCCCGCAUUACUAUAGGGGGGCGAAGAGGGCGCCCCCGCGCCUCACACGCCCCGUUUGCCCCCGGGCCCUUAAAGUGUAAUUAAAAUUCUGAAAAAAAUUUAGUAGAUUAAUGAGUUUAUUCACUAUCGACGUGCGUUGAGAACAUUUUUGGAGGGACACGACUAGGAGCGUGGCAAGGAUUAGAAGCGGGUAACGGAGGAGUCAAAUAAGAGUAUAACAUCCGGCUUCUUCUGCAACAAUCACGAGAGUACAGAAUUUCGCUGUACAUUGUCUUGAUCGACUACCAAAAGGCCAACGGCAGUGUAGCGCGUUUUGAGCUGACUUGUCGCCCUGGCCCUUCUCUUUCUCGCCCUAUUACGCAGACAUGCAACCAUCCUCUCGCUUUCACCCCAUCUUCCCUUCUGUUUCCAUCAUUUUCAGACUAUUUUAAAGCAAAUGAAUGUCACCAAGUCGGAAAUGUUACUUUCAUACCUUUCUCAACAGCAACGGACACUCCAGGAUCUAAUAGUAAGAGAAUCGUUCUGUUCCCGGCAGUCACCGGCGCUACCUCGCCGUUUCUGUCUUAUCGGACAGACAUCAAACCUCCAAGUCCUUUCCGCUCCUCGCUUUGCCCUUUCUUUCUGUCUACCUUGCUCUCAAAGACGUUUACAAAGUCAGUUUUACAUCUUCAGGUUGUUUCAACGUAUAAAAAACGUAGGUUGUUUCUCGGCAGUCCACUGCGCCGAUAAAAGGUCCCCACCGUGCGCGCAAUUGAGUCAGAAGGUGAGAUAGAGCGGUAAAGAGAAGGGUCAGGGCGACAAGUGAACACGAUUCGCUCUGAUUCGUCUGUGUCUUAAAAAGCCUGAAUCUGGACAGAGAGAGCGGUUCGGUUAGUGAUGAAAGCAGAUGGAGCAAGCAAGCUGUCCGGUCGAGAACGCGAAAAAAGAGCGACUGCGGCGCAGUCGAGUGCCCAAAUGGAUAUGUAUAUAUAUAUAUAUAUAUUUCUGACCAAUUUUGUAUUCUGUAUUAGAAAUAAACAGUCUUUAUGAACAAAUUCAUCUGUCAUUUCAGAAUUGCAUCUUUUAAUGAGGCCGUCUGUGAACUUCUGAUGGAAACAGUGAUUUCGUGAUAAUUAUUUUUAUUUUGAAAUUAAUUUAUUUGAUCUGCAAACUCGAUAUCGCCAUUGUAUCGCCGGUGCAUCGCAUUUGAACCGCCGAUACAUCGGUAACCGGUGUCCGGAGCUGAGGGCUCAGCACGAAACGCGCGCAAAGGCCGACUUUGCGUCUUUUCCGCUUGGCGCGUUUCUCGCGCAUUGAUUUCAAACUGACAGAGUUUUUGUCGAGUUUUCUAGCAAGAAACGUAAUCGAAAAUCCUAGUUUUUUGCUUCUGAUCGAUUAAUUGGACCAUUUACUAUCUUGGUUUCAAUUUUCUUUCUUUAUUCUUUCGUCCAAGCUCGGUAUUUUUCUGUUUUUGGGGCCUGCUCUCUAUUUUCGAAAGUCACGCUCCUUCCACAUAUUCUCGCUGUUUUCACCGUUUAUUGGGUGCUACUGACCAUUUAUAAGCGAUUAAUGUUUUAGAUAUAGAAAUGUCUCGUUCGGGUCAAGCAGGCGAGGCGUAUGCACAAGAGUUGAACCGGAAACGAGCUGCAAAUCUCCGCGCGGCCGCCGAUGACGACGAUGCAGCCGUUGGCAACGGGAGUAAAGUCGCGUUCGGAGCGGCCGGAACUUUUGAUACUGUUUGUUAACUUAUUGAGAAAUUAAACUCAAACUUAGAAAUUUUAGGAUGUCUACGGAAGUGUUCGCGGCGAGAGUCGUGAUAAUUACAUGGAUUCGAUCGGAACCGGCGAAGAAGAUGACGUCGAUGAUGAUUCGAUGCCGACAUUACAGAAAAAGAAUGUGAACUAUGCGCAGCCUCACAAAUUCAUCGCGGAAGUCGCUGCUGCAGCGGAAGAUACCGAUCCAUUCGCUGAAACGCGAACCAAAACCAUUGCCGAGCGACAGUCCAAAUACCACGAAAGGGCCCAGCGCAGACAGAUUUCUCCAGACAGAGCUGAUGCGUUCAGUAAGUUAAACAUAAUGUCGUCGUAUCAAAAUAUUUUAUUUCAGUUGAUCAGACCCCAGACAAUCGCAACCGCGGAUAUGCGGAAGUCAUGCGUGAUCAGUUGUUCCACGAGGAGAAGGGCCGCGUCGAGCGGGAGCUCGCAGACAGAGCAAAGGCUGGAGAACUUCAUGUCAGUGGGCAGCCAGAGAAAAAGAAGGGACGAUGGGACGAGACUACCACGGAUAAGAAGGAGUCAGAAAAUCUUGGAGCAGCUUCGGCAACACCCGCUCAAGGAUCCGCUCCUCGUAAACGUCUCGGUUUCUCUAGCAUUAGCGCAGAAGCAGCCACUCCUCGUGUGGCUCGGUGGGAUGAAACUCCGGCUCAUGCGACUGGAGCUGCCGACGCGACGCCUUCCGUUGACAAGUGGUCUUCAACUCCUGCCGCUCAGACUCCUCGUCGUAAUCGUUGGGAUGAGACUCCGAAAGAGAACAUUAACGAUGGAUCGAUGACCCCUGGAUGGGGAAUGGAGACUCCCGCCAGAGGAUCCGACGACGUCAAAAUCGAAGACACUCCUUCCGCUUCGAAGCGUCGUUCCCGCUGGGACCUGACUCCCGCCCAAACUCCCUCAGUUGCAGCCGCCACCCCACUCCAUUCUGGUGCUCAGACUCCUUCCUUCACUCCGUCGCAUCCUUCUCAGACGCCAAUCGGAGCAAUGACUCCAGGCGGAGCCACUCCGAUCGGAACAGCCGCCAUGGGAAUGAAGACUCCGGCUGCACACCUGGUUCCGAUGACUCCUGAGCAAAUGCAAAUAUACCGUUGGGAGAAAGAGAUUGACGACCGCAACCGUCCGUUGACCGACGAAGAGCUCGAUUCCUUGUUCCCGCCCGGAUACAAAACACUUGUUCCUCCGAUGAACUACAUUCCUCUACGAACUCCUUCCCGGAAGUUGAUGGCCACUCCUACUCCGAUGGGCGGUGCUGCAGGAGGAGGAUUCUUCAUGCCAGGAACCCCAGAAAGAGAUGGAAUCGGAGAGAAAGGAGUGGGCGGACUGGUCGAUACUCAGCCAAAGAAUGCCGAACUUCCGCCGCUCAAGCCGGAUGAUAUGCAGUAUUUCGAUAAGUUGUUGAUGGAUGUGGAUGAGAGUCAGUUGACCAAGGAGGAAAAGAACGAACGAGAGAUCAUGGAGCAUCUUCUGAAAAUCAAGAAUGGAACACCGCCGAUGCGCAAGAGUGGUCUCAGAAAGAUAACUGAAAAUGCGAGAAAGUACGGAGCCGGCCCGUUGUUCAACCAAAUUCUUCCACUUCUGAUGUCGCCGUCUUUGGAAGAUCAAGAGAGACACUUGAUGGUGAAAGUCAUCGAUCGUAUUCUUUACAAAUUGGAUGAUCUGGUCAGACCGUACGUCCACAAGAUUCUUGUCGUCAUCGAGCCGCUUCUUAUCGACGAAGACUACUACGCUAGAGUGGAAGGUGAGAACAGUCGAAUUCAGAUGAAAUAAACGCAUAUUGUGUUCAGGACGAGAAAUCAUCUCCAAUCUUGCUAAAGCUGCCGGAUUGGCAACGAUGAUUUCCACGAUGAGACCGGAUAUCGACAACGUGGAUGAGUAAGACCCUUCUGAAUCCUGAAUGGAGUUUACCCUUAUGCAUUGCAGAUAUGUCCGUAACACAACUGCUCGUGCAUUCGCCGUCGUCGCUUCGGCACUCGGCAUUCCCGCCUUGCUGCCUUUCCUGAAGGCCGUGUGCAAAAGUAAGAAGUCUUGGCAGGCGCGUCACACUGGUAUCAAAAUUGUGCAACAGAUGGCCAUUCUGAUGGGAUGUGCUGUCCUCCCGCAUCUGAAGUCACUUGUCGAUAUCGUCGAGACCGGAUUGGAUGACGAACAACAAAAGGUAGACUGACAAAUAGACGUAUUUAGAUUGUUCUGUUCUUCCAGGUUCGUACCAUCACUGCUCUCUGUCUGGCUGCUCUUGCUGAAGCAUCUGCUCCGUAUGGAAUUGAAGCUUUCGAUUCAGUUCUGAAACCACUCUGGAAAGGAAUUCGCAUGCAUCGUGGAAAGGGACUCGCCGCCUUCCUGAAGGCCAUUGGAUACCUCAUUCCUUUGAUGGACGCCGAGUACGCUUCGUACUACACAAGAGAAGUUAUGCUCAUUUUGAUCCGUGAGUUUGCGUCUCCCGAUGAAGAAAUGAAGAAAAUUGUGUUAAAGGUGAGUAUCUCGCAUUUUCCUCUCCGUUUUUUUUCUUUCCAAAUUUCAAUCUUACAGGUUGUGAAACAAUGUUGUGCGACUGACGGAGUUGAAGCCAGCUAUAUUCGUGAUGAAGUACUUCCGAGUUUCUUCAGAGCUUUCUGGAAUCAGAGAAUGGCCAUGGACCGAAGGAAUUAUAGGCAAUUGGUCGACACGACUGUUGAGAUUGCUCAGAAAGUUGGUUGUGUCGAGAUGAUCGCACGAAUCGUCGAUGAUCUAAAAGAUGAGAAUGAGCAGUACCGCAAGAUGGUCAUGGAGACGAUUGAAAAUAUUGUGGCUUUGCAAGGCGCAAAUGAAAUAGACGCGCGUCUUGAAGAGCAGCUCAUCGACGGUCUCCUCUAUGCUUUCCAGGAGCAGACACAGGAAGACUCUGUUAUGCUCGAUGGAUUCGGGACGAUCUGCUCCAGUCUCGGACGCAGAGCCAAGGCUUACGUCCCCCAAAUUUGCGGAACUAUUCUUUGGCGUCUCAACAACAAGUCGGCCAAAGUACGACAACAGGCAGCUGAUCUGAUUGCUCGAAUCGCUCCUGUGAUGCACAUGUGUGAAGAGGAGAAGAUGAUGGGACACAUGGGAGUCGUUCUCUACGAAUAUCUCGGAGAAGAGUAUCCAGAGGUGCUCGGAUCGAUUCUCGGUGCACUGAAAGCAAUUUGCAAUGUUAUCGGAAUGACCAAAAUGACCCCUCCAAUCAAGGAUCUUCUCCCGAGAUUGACUCCGAUUUUGAAGAACAGACACGAGAAAGUACAAGAGAAUUGCAUCGAUUUGGUUGGAGCCAUCGCUGACAGAGGAUCCGAGUUCGUGUCGGCCCGUGAAUGGAUGCGCAUCUGCUUCGAACUGCUUGAGCUGCUCAAAGCACACAAAAAAAGCAUUCGACGUGCCGCCAUCAACACUUUCGGAUUCAUCGCCAAAGCCAUCGGACCGCACGACGUACUGGCCACGCUUCUCAACAAUCUUAAAGUGCAGGAGAGACAACUGCGUGUUUGCACCACGGUUGCCAUCGCAAUAGUUUCCGAGACUUGUGCUCCGUUCACCGUGCUCCCAGCCAUCAUGAACGAGUACCGUGUUCCAGAGAUCAAUGUGCAAAACGGAGUUCUGAAGGCUUUGUCGUUCAUGUUCGAGUACAUUGGAGAAAUGGCGAAAGACUACAUCUACGCAGUUGUUCCCCUUCUCAUUGAUGCUUUAAUGGAGAGAGAUCAGGUGCAUCGGCAGAUUGCAGUUGAUGCCGUCGCCCAUCUCGCCAUCGGAGUGUACGGAUUCGGAUGCGAGGACGCUUUGAUGCACUUGCUCAAUUAUGUGUGGCCAAACAUGCUCGAGAACUCACCGCAUCUCAUUCAAAGAUGGGUGUUUGCGUGCGAAGGAAUGCGUGUCUCGUUAGGACCAAUCAAGGUAUAUUUUUGGGAAUUAAAGGAUAUCAUUAAAAAAUCUGUUUCAGGUUCUCCAAUAUUGUCUCCAAGCACUGUGGCAUCCAGCUCGAAAAGUUCGAGAGCCAGUGUGGAAGGUACUUUUUUCAGAAACGAAUUGGACCUGUUGCAAAAAUAGUAUUAUUUCAGGUGUUCAACAAUCUGAUUCUCGGUUCUGCGGACGCUUUGAUCGCUGCUUAUCCUCGAGUUGAGAACACAGAAACGAAUGAGUACGUUCGUUACGAAUUGGACUACACGCUGUAAACUGCACAGUGCAAACAAUGAUGAUCGGAUCUCUCUCUCUCUCUCUGUCUCUGAAUUAUUCCCUUUUCCAGCCGAAAUAUCAUUUAGUUUUAUCCCCACCUCUUCUCUUCCCGCCCCCGUCUACCAUCUAAACACUGUUGUUUUGGUUGUUUUCUUUACUUCGUUCCUUUUUGUCUCCCACAGACUUCUCUCUUUUCAAGACAAGCUCUUUCCUAUCUUAUUUAUCUAAUCGUCCCAUUUGUUUAACACUCUUCAGUGAGCUCCUUCACCCUAUUCUCCCCAUUCAAUAUAAAAUAAAGACAUGUCAAAUUCAGACUGUUUCUGAUACUUGAAGUCGAAAAUCAGUUGUCUUUUCUCUUCGUAUUACUUCCUUAUAUUUUCUAGUUUCUUUUUGACACCCUUUCAAUGCGCUUUGUUCAGCCGACUUACAAGAACAGAAAACGCGAAAAGAAAACGGGUAAAAAGGCCGCAGAGGAAGCGGUGGACGGAUGUCUUUCGAAAUAGCGCUGGAAGCGGAUGAGCACAUGGAGGUGCCGUCCACAUCCACGGCGCGGCCCGUUCCUCCCGAGACUCUGCCUUCUCCCCAUGAGGUCCCAGAGCCGCCGCUCACUGCUUCGGUUGCUCCCGAUGCCUCGCUGAACGGUAUUUUCAUCGAGGAAAAGAGGCCGACGUGGAAAGCACGGAUUGUCUAUCACACGGUCGACAAAUGUCCGCAUUGCGAUCCCGUGAAAAAGCCAAUGUGCAACAAAGUCGAGGAGCACAUGGCAGUAGUUGUGGUGAGCAGAAAAGGGAAAGGUGCUGCCCCGAAUCGGAACUUCCCGAAUCAGAACUGGUACGAAUCAGAACUAUUUUCAGUGCUAAUUGGUUCUGAUUCGGGAAGUUCCGAUUCGGGGCAACACCAACUGAAAUGAGCUCCUGACACUUUCCUUUUCAGCACGACAGUUCAUUGCCGUGCCAAUUCACGAAGCCGUGCUACGUCACAGUGUCAAAAACGGACGACUCGAACACGGAACACUCGCUCUCCUUCUACAUUCAGACAAUAAUCUUGGCAGAAGCGAAGAAGGUGAACAGUGCGGGCAGCAUCCACCGGAACUCAUCCAGCAAUCGAAACUCACACAUUCUCGACAACAGCGAACAUAAGGAUCUAAUGGCGGAAUUAGAAGGUGAGGAAGGGAAGAAAUCAUUGACUGAGCGAAAGUUAUCUUUCUUUUCCUGCAGUUAUUUCGACGAUCUCAUUGGUCAAGGGAGCGCCAGGACUCAUAACGAAUCGGAUAGAUUUCCUGAAGGCGAACGACAUCGUCACGUGCACUUUGGAAAGCAUCGAGACCGUCUCGCUGGAUAAUGUUCAGCUGACGUUCCGAGAGCUGUACAUGAGUCGAGCGGACAUGUACAGAUACCGCAGCUGUCUCGUCGGACGGAUGACGUACGUGGACGAGCAGAAGAGACAUCUGAACAUCAACACGCGCGUCUCCGAUUUGUGGCGGAAGGGAUCGCUAGUUCGGAGUGGAUUCGUUACCGACAAGACGAGAGUGGUGUUCCGAUCCAGUUCGAGCACGGUGCUGAUAUUCAUUCAAAUGUGUUCCGAGAUGACUCAAAUCGAUCCACAGGGAGACCUGUACCUGGAGAAGUGCAUCAAAGGCUUUCUGACAGAUUUAUUCCAAAAAUGGAGAGAACAAUCGUGCACUCACUACGUUUCCAUUAUUCUCUGCUCAAGAUUCUAUGCGGUGAGAUUAGUCGGAGAACAACAUUUCAACUAUUUGCAAAUUCAGAUCAAAGGAGUUGACGACGCAGCGAAGAAGACAAUGACCGGAGCUUGCGACCAUCGCGGACGAUAUUAUCAGGACUUUUACCGUUUGCUUAUUCAGAAUGAGCACUACGAAGACUGGUUAGACACUCUCAAACAGGUACACGCUGUCGGCAACCCACAAACUCUCCCGUCGUUUCCAGAUCAACCUGGGCUGUACAUCCUACACUUCACAGAUCCAGACCAUGCUGAAGGAGCAGCUGCCGCAUGUUCAAUUCGAGAUUUCAACGGCCGCCGAUGGAAACUUUCUGCAAGUGGUGAAUAUGAGCAUGAAUUCGUUCAGCAUGUACCACACUGACCGGCGCUUUGAAACCACUGGACAACAGGUAACUUAACCUCAUCCAGCAUUUCCAGACCCCCUUUUUCUUUCAGAUCAUUUUUGUCACUCCGGGAAAUGGCGUCCUGCACGUCGACCGUGAUCUGGUCGGAUUGACAAAGCAGAGAGUGAUCGAUAUGGGCAUCUCCCUGGAUAUGGUUUGUCUCGGAGAACAGCCGCUGCACGCCGUCCCACUCUUCGUAUUCCAUCCGAUCGUCGGACAGCAAGAGGAUAAGAACGAGUACUUCAUUCCACAUUGGAUGAACUAUUCCUACUAUCGGACGGUCAAACGAAGCGCCAUUUAUGUGCAAUUCAGUCCUCGAAUUCAGCUUCCCGCUGACGUCCUUUCUGCUCCCAAAAAGAUGAUAAUGGGACAGACGACCUUUGGCAAUUGGCAAACGGAUGAAUAUGAUAAGGAGUACGACAAGAAUAAGCUGGAAAAAGUGUGCGCAGCAAUACAACUGCUGCCGAAAGAAGAGGCGAAUGACGAUGACGAAAUUGUCGUUGAUGCUCCGAAAAUGGGAAAACGAUGGCUGCGCGAGCUGCUCGGACUGCCAUUGGAUCUGGAUGGGGUCAAAGGCGAACCUUUGCAAGACGAACUGCUCCCAGUUCCGGCUCCGAUUUCGAAAAAUGCUCCGCCUCCGCCACCUCUUCCACCUCUUCAACGUUUUCCUCCUCCAUCUGCGCCGCCACCUUCAAGAAGAGUCAGAGAAGAAAUUGAAGCGAACGAAGACUUUGAAGAACCUCCGAAAGAACCGGAAAGUCCGACUGGAUCGGGGCGUCCUGUUUCUGCUGCCAAGGACAUUCAGAAACCGUCGCCGUACAAGGCUCUCCCGCCUGUGGUUCAAAAUUCAGGUAACGCGUGGAAUCUUGAUCAGGUACGUUCUGAAUAUUCGAUUCUAACCGUCGACGUCAAUGUUUUAAGCAAGAUUCCCCUCGAUCAGACCCCUACGAUUCACCGAGACUGCCAGCCGGUUCCAUCGGAUCCAUCGAAACCGCAUCAUGUAAGUGUAAUCAAAAAGUUGCAGAUUUCGGCCAGAUUCUCUUCUCCUCACAGUAAUAUUCAUCCGGUCUCUUUCUAUUUUAGCUGCCUAUACGAAAUUGCAUGUUCGUGCCGCAAUGAACGCAGCUUCUCGUCAAGGAACCGCCGACGCAAUUCAGCCAAUCCGCCCGGAUCCCGAUUUGACGAUUUGGAAGAGACCCGAGACCAACCAGCUGAUAAAUCCGUUCCGUCCGGAAGACUUCGCAGUUCAAGUCACUGCCAACCGGCGCCGAUGGAUCCACGUGUUCCCGAUGGACCAAGAAGGAAAGUCAAAACUGGCACAUCACUACGUCGCAGGACAAAGCAUUGUGCACAUAGUCGGCGCUCCAGAAGACCACAAGAGAAUCGUCGCACGUAUGUUUACUCUGAAAUUCUUGUAAUUAAUUCCUGAUAGUUUUAGAAAUCGGUCUGGCUGCGUUGGAAUCGUCUCGUUCUCCUCCAGAAGUACUGUCGACGAGCAAGAGUCCUGAAAACGUGCUCUCGACGUCUGGAGGUGUCGUGAAAGUGUCCUCUAAACCAGGUUCCGGUGGAAACUCGAGCAAAAGAUACAAAGUGUGGGCCUGGGGAAGUACCGGAGAAGAGAAGUGGAAUGUCGAUUUGGAAAUCGGAACGGAUUGGAAAUCGCUCGUCAGAUCAGCCCUUCUGCCCAUUACCACUGACUUUUUCCCGGACGGACAGACUCUUCAGUUGAUGUUCAAUGUUCACGAGUACAGCGUUCAGUGCAUGGAAAUAGACGAACAGGCUUAUCGAUACGGGCUGUACGAGCCAGACGGCUCCAGAUCGCCAGAUGAAGAGACGAUCACAGGCAGUCUGACAUCGCACGGAUUCCGACGCGUCAGGGAGAAAGAGAAGCCGUCAAUGACUCAAUUGGUCUAUCAGCAACUGAUUCUGCAACGUCUCCAGCGUGGAUAUCAGAUUGUUCUUCUUGAUAAGAGUCUCGUAGAAUUGAGUUGUGAAGCUGUCAAAGCAUCGACGAAUCGUAUCGAAAAGACGAGCCUCCCCAAGUCUCCUAACGAAAGAAGCGAGGAAAGAAGGGAAGAGAGAAGAAUCGGGCGGCGACCACUGGAACUCGAGAUCGUGCUCUCAUUCAACAAGUUCUAUCACAGACUGAAGAUGGACGAGGAGAACAAACAGGUGCACGUUACGACGUUCCGUCCGAGAGACGCAAUGCCGGAGGAAGUGGAUGGCUUCCCGGGGUGGUGUGAAAGACCGUCAAUCGAGACUGAUUCGUAUGAGGAGAGUCCGUUCGAUGCGGACGCACGCGAUGACGAACUCAACUCGCGUUACUUUAACACAGUCUACUCUUACUACUUCCAGGUUGGUCGCGUAGAACACUCUCUCCAUUCCAAUUAAUUAUUUUCUACAGGUGCCGGAUGCGCCCACUUACGAGAAGAGUACCACUAAACUACGUCAUCAUGGUCUUGACAAAUUGAACUGGUCACAGUUUGACGUCGCCUUCCGAAACAUUUUCGACGAUAAUCUUUACGCGGAUUCAAUGAAAUGCUUCUCCGCCACAUUUCUCGUAGUGCUUCACCCCUCCGAUAUUCUGAAAACGAAACUUGAAGUGAAGCAAGGGAAAGGGCAAGGAAUUCAGUUCAGAGAUCCGAAAGAGUUCGAAGCGCCGAACGAGGCGUGGUACUCGAGACUGACGAAGUUGCUGCUGCUGAUGAACAAGCUACAGUACACGAGGACACCGCCCGAUCCGAGUUCGUUGAAGGAAAGGGAGAACAAGUUGAAGAAGGACGACAUCUCGAUGAAAAACGUAAUGGAUGAGUUCAAAGAGAGCCCGUAUGUCGGAUUGGUCAGUACGAAUGAGAAGCAGAUGACCGUCAAGCAUCCGAAAGACAUGUUCGUCAUCUACGACUUUGCCCUUUGGCUCAGACGUAAGAGGGACUUCUUUCCGUCUUUUAUCCCGUCUUCAUUCAUUUUCAGACAACGUGGAAGGAAUAAACAAUCCGAAAAAAGCGAUGAACUACAUCCGCAGAGUGGAAGAAAUUGGACGUAUUCAGGUUAUCACCACGAGUAAGCUACACGAAGAAUGCCCGUGUUAAGCCCCUAAUGAAGUUUCAGAAACUCCUAACAAUCCGGAAUCGAUCAUGUAUGUGUCGGGACUCCGAAAGAGAGGAGUUCACUACGGCUUCCAGUUGUGCCAUAUUGCUGAUCCGGAAGUUACCAUUACGAAUAUGAAAGUGUCUCGCUUCAUGAUGGUCGAGUACUCGUACAAGAUUUGCGACGAGGAUGAGACUGAAUGCGUAUGGAAGCAACACGGAAGCAUCGACAUGGAACUGGCUCCUUCUACAGCCGACUCACCACUGGGAGAGUGGACCAGAGUGAGAGAGAAGUGAAAAGAAUCGCCUGUAAAGAGAACUUCAGAUAUACUACGACCACUGGUUCUAUCCGGACACUGCCUUCCGGUUCACAAUGAAAUGGGUGAUGGCGACAGGUCAAACGGUGGCCGACACGGUGCUCUCCUGGUUCAACAAAGCAUCCAAACAGGGAAUGUCUCUGUAUCCGGUGCCGGAAGAUCCGUUCGCUCUUGCUCAAGACACUGACUCGAAUCCGCUGAGAUGUCCCAUCAGAAUACAUAUGAAAGAAGGCGUCAUUGAGCACGAAGACGAACGGGAAUUCCUGCUGAGAAUCCUGUUCCGUUUCGGGUUCAUUGACAUUGGCUGCAAUGUGAAACAUGAUUUCUCCUCGCCUCGUACCGAAUCUUCGUCCUCCGAGCACGCGAGACUCCUGUUCUCAUCCCCGUCACCGACUGGAAAGGCGACUGAUGAUGAUCAAGAUGACACCAAAUCUCUGAAUUACAUCCAUCAAGCUGGAGGAAUGUUCAUUUCUCUUGUGUUGUCUGAUAUUCAACGCACACCGCCCUUCUUCUAUUGGGCUUGGAAUCACAUGCUCAGCAACCGAUACAGAGGGUCAGUUUCUCACCUUCCCUCCUCUUUUCUCACUUCCUAUUUUCAGACAGUGCUCUGAAAAGUUCCAAGACUAUCUGCUCUCCGAGUUUCGUACUGUUUGCUCCGACACGGACGGCGUGCUCACAAGGCUCUACGCAGAGUUCCUUGAGGAAAAAGCGGAGCGGAUGGCGCGUCAGCGCAUCUCAACACCUCCGACGUUCGAAUGA
Caenorhabditis sp. 36 PRJEB53466 is the source of this 16668-nucleotide messenger RNA. The record is from the annotation of a GenBank genome assembly. NCBI's taxonomy places the organism in Eukaryota, Metazoa, Nematoda, Chromadorea, Rhabditida, Rhabditidae.